AUGCAACAUCUGAAAAAUAUAUGUUAUAAUGAGAAUAUUGUUUUUAAUGCUGUUGAAUCUUAUUGUAGAUGCAUUGCUUAUAUCAUAAACCUGGCCAUGCAAGAUAUUCUUAAACAAUUCAAGACUGGCAAAGCACAAACUGAAAAUGCUAUCUUUGAUAAUAUGAACACACACAUAAUAGUUGGAAAUAUAAUUCUGAAACUUCAAAAACUUAUAGUUAAAAUUAGAUCAUCAUCACAGCAUUGUGAAUUUAUGUGUCAAGUUAAAGCUGCUGGUCUUGAGAAUUAUAUCUUAUAUUGGAUAUUAAGACUAGGUGGAACUUUACUUACAAAAUGCUU
Messenger RNA from Cetraspora pellucida, 338 nucleotides. The record is from the annotation of a GenBank genome assembly. Lineage: Eukaryota; Fungi; Glomeromycota; Glomeromycetes; Diversisporales; Gigasporaceae.